GUUACAUCUCUUUCUCCAAGCUCUCUUUCUCUCUUAUCAAUUUUACAACCAAACCCAAAUUAAGGAUUGAAUUAAUUAAUUAAUAAUAGUAAUAAUGGAUAAAAAGGAAAGGGCAAAGGAAAAAAAGGAGAAAAGACGCCAAGAGAUCUCCCUUCUUCGUACUAUUCCUUAUUCUGAUCACCAAAGAUGGUGGUCAUCUGAAACUAUUGCUGUGGUGACGGGUGCAAAUAGAGGGAUUGGAUUUGAGAUUGCUCAUCAACUUGCAUUGCAUGGGGUUACUGUUGUUCUUACGUCGCGAGAGACAGCUGUUGGGGAAGAAGCAGUGAAAGUCUUGCAAGAAGGAGGUCUAAAUGUGGCAUUUCAUCAAUUGGAUAUUGUGGAUCCUGCAUCAAUCCAGGCAUUUUGUGAUUGGAUUAAAGAAACAUAUGGUGGCCUUGAUAUACUGAUCAACAAUGCAGGAGUCAAUUUCAAUUUAGGCAAAGAUAAUUCUGUUGAAUUUGCUGAAAUGGUAAUCCAAGUUAACUACUUUGGCACAAAAAAUAUGAUCAAAGCAUUGAUUCCGUUAAUGAGGCCUUCUGCUGCUGGUGCUCGUAUUGUUAGUGUGACCUCGCGAUUGGGUAGACUUAAUGGCAAACGACAUGGGAUAUCAAAUGUCACAGUGAGACAACAGUUGGGAGAUGUGGAUUCGCUAUCCGAGGAAGUCAUCGAUAAAACUAUGAACACAUUCUUGGAACAAGUAAAAGAUGGAACUUGGGAAUCAGGUGGAUGGCCUCAUGUGCAAACAGACUACUCAUUGUCAAAGCUAGCAGUUAAUGCAUACACCAGGUUAAUGGCGAGGAUAUUCGAGGACCGGCCAGAAGAUCAUAAGAUAUAUAUAAAUUGCUAUUGCCCUGGUUGGGUGAAAACUGCUAUGACUGGCUGGGCUGGCCAUGUUUCACCAGAAGAAGCUGCUGAUACUGGUGUCUGGCUUGCUUUGCUCCCUGAAAAGUUUGUGAGUGGUAAGUUUUUCGCUGAGAGGCGCGAGAUUAACUUUUAAACUGACAAGUGUAUAACGAUUCCCAGAAUCUGCUCGAUUUAUUUUUGUUUUUUUACAAAAACAAGAUUGUGAUGGAGUUCGGAUUCAAGAUAAUCUGCAUUUUCUUUAAUUGAAACGCACCAAAUUGAUAUAAGUAGAAAUAGUUAAAAUUUGACUGCCUAGUUUUGUAUUUUUUUUAAUGGUAUUUUGCCCGAGGUGUCUUGAUCAAGUAACAGUGGCAGUGGCAGAUAUUGAUGAAGAGCAAUUUAUUUGUACUUAUUAUAGUUGUUUUAUUUAAGCAGAUUGUAGGCAAGCUUGCUUUUGACCUCUGUAAUGGGUUUAAUAAACAGUAUUAUACAUACA
Molecule: messenger RNA, 1378 nt
Organism: Capsicum annuum
Lineage: Eukaryota; Viridiplantae; Streptophyta; Magnoliopsida; Solanales; Solanaceae
Product: carbonyl reductase [NADPH] 1
Exons: 4
Coding region: 95-1036 (313 amino acids)
Cellular component (GO): membrane
Molecular function (GO): oxidoreductase activity, acting on the CH-OH group of donors, NAD or NADP as acceptor
Source: RefSeq, a predicted model, not a curated record